AGUUAUAUAAAUUGCACGGCCCAAUCAUGAGAGUGACAACCGUGUAUUUAUGUCGAUGGUGACAACACGUACGUAAGUUAGCGAAAUUGUCACUCAAUAGUUUUAGCAUAUUUUACUUGAAGAGUAUCUUUUAUCAUUGGGUUUUAACACACCCAGGGGUGUACCCUUUUAAAAAACAAAUUUGAAUGCCAGUUUCCACAGUCCGCGUGCAGCGGCUGAUUGGUUUGACACUGAUCACCUCCCGAUGAACGCCUGGAGAGUAAAUUGAUUUAAAAUUUACCGAAGACGACUGACGGAAGACAAGUACGGAAUCAAUAUUUACGAACAUCAGAGACUCCAACAGAAAUCUCCAGUUACUCCUCAUCGUUCGACUCAGAGCAGGAGCAGCUGGUCACCUCCUUCCUUCUGACAGGAGUCAUGUCCCGAUGUAGCCUGCGGCUCGAUGAAAGCCUUCUGGAUCGCGGCAGCGCCCCCUUCAGCGUGGGAGGAGUCAGUCAGAGGAGCAGCAGGUCAUUAAGGUCUCAGCACUCCCAGUGGCACUCGGUCUCCUGCUCGGAGUCUCUCCUCUUCAAAACUCCUCAUCAAGUAGCUGAUUACAGCGUGGCCUCCGACGCCUCCCUGAUCUCCUCCCUACUGGACGAGUCGUCUAUUCAGGAGAGCACGCUGAUCGACAACCUCUGGGGUUUGGAGCAGGAUGCAGAUACUAGGGGAAACGCCCUCGUGGCCGAGGAAGACUGCCCCCUGAUCUCUUCAGACAGCCGAUCGUCCCAUCACCGAGACCCGCGCGUCGGCAUGGUUUACCUGGAAGAGAGCAGCCAUCAGGGCGAGAUGAAGGCUGACGGAGAAGGCUCUGUUAUCUACUGCAGGGACCGGAGCCACAGGAGGAGGGCAGGUGAAACAAAAGCUCAGCCCAGUCAGCGUGGAGCCAUGAGCCUGAAGGAGCUUCAUCCCAUCGGAUCUCUCUGUGACGACUGUAAGGAGAAGCAGCGCUCUAAGCUGGAUACCUCCACCUCCUCUUCAUCCUCCUCCUCCUCCUCCUCCUCACGGUCGCCUGUGGCUUCCUGUUUGUUGGGGUUCCUUUGCAACGCUGCUGUUUUCACAGCUUCGUGUCUCUCCCAGUUCUCUCAGAAAGCAGCUGCAGCUCUUUGGCCUCUCGCCAGGAUCAUUUUCUGGGCUUCAGUGAGAAAUGGACUCUCUGCAGGUCGCUCGGUUACUACCGCUUUUAGGUGGAUCUGCCGACAAUGGUGUCGCAUGACCGCCAGCUCUCACCUGACCAGGAUUUUUCUCAGACUUCUCAUCCUUCUCCUUCCUCUUCUGCUCGUCUUCAGUCUUUGUUGGUUCGGAUCAGCUGGUUUCUGCUCCGUCCCUCCAGGUGUCAACAUCUCAACAUGGACAAUGGUCCCUGGUCUGUCUGCCAUCCACAGCCUCUUAUCUGCACAGAGCCCAAUGGCAGAGGGACCUGCGGAGGAGUCGAGAGAGGAGUCUCUCCUCAGCCAACCUCCAGCUGCUGAAACUCCGCCCCCUCAGGUUGUGAAUCAGGAGAUCCCUGAGGUGGAGGAGUCAUCCGACUCUGAGCGGCUCAUUCAAGUGGAGCAGAGUCUGGUGGCUUUGUGGGAGCAGGUGGAGGCUGCAGGACAGCGGGUGGAGCAGAGACACAAUGAGGUGCUUCGGCUUUAUACUGACCUCAAGCAGCAGUCGCCCUCGCCUCAGAGAGGCAGUGGCAGCACGGAGCCACGGAUCAGUGACCUGAUGGAUCUGCGGGUGCUGCAGCUCCACAGACAACUCGGCGAGGAGAGGCGACACCGGGAACAGAUUCGAAGGCAGGAUUUGUUGCUUCUGAAGAUGCAAACAACCCGUUUGGACCAACUAGAGCUGCAGCUGCAGAACCUGGCAGCCAGGACAUGGGAGGUGCAGCAGAUGCAAGAAACCACAACAAGCCUCCCAGCUACUGUCCGCGUCAGCAUGGACAGCCGUUCCCAUGAUGCCUUGCAGGCAGAGGUGAAGCAGAUGGAGGCGACUCUGGGAGACAUCAGACAGGAUGUUGAGGUUCUGUCCAGAUGUCAGAAUGGUUGCCAGCAACUGGACACAAUGCAGCAGAUGGGUUCAGAGCAUGUCGCUUCUCUGAUUAGAGAGGAGAUUCAGGACGUGAUCUACGGGAACGAGCUGACGCCAGGGAGAGAUGACGGCAACCUGCCAGAGCCGCUCCUCCAGUGGAUGUCACGGCGCUUUAUCAGCCACGAUGACCUGCAGGAGGCACUGACCUCUCUGGAGCUCAACGUGCUGCAGAACGUCAGCAGGCUGCUUCAGCAGCAGCAGGGUGAUGAGAAGACCCAAGAUGCAGCCUGGCACGAUAUCCUAAAGAAUGGGAAUGCUGGCAACGCAGUGACCAAGGAGGAAGUCCAGCGUAUGUUGUCAGACGCUCUGCGGCUGUUUUCUCAGGACCGCAUCGGCCUGGCUGAUUAUGCUCUGGAGUCUGGAGGGGGCAGCAUCUUAAGCACUCGCUGCUCAGAGACCUACCAGACAACAGCAGCCCUCCUCAGCCUGUUUGGAGUUCCCCUCUGGUAUUUCUCUCAGUCUCCUCGAGCUGUGAUCCAGCCUGACGUCCACCCAGGGAACUGCUGGGCCUUCAAAGGCUCUACGGGCUUUCUGGUGAUCCGGCUCUCCAUGAGCAUCCUCCCCACUGCUUUCACCAUGCAGCACAUUCCCAAAGCCCUGGCGCCUAGCGGGAUGCUGCAAAGUGCCCCCCGAGACUUCAGCGUCUACGGUCUGAGAGAUGAGAAUCAGGAGGGAGGGAAGCUGCUGGGAACUUAUACCUACGAGGAGAAUGGAGAGGAUCUGCAGACUUUCAUCAUCUCUGAGGAGAACGAUGAGUCCUUCCAGAUCAUCGAGGUGCAGGUUCUGUCCAACUGGGGCCACCGGGAGUACACCUGCAUGUAUCGGUUCAGAGUGCACGGGACACCCAGAGAUGUCUGGACAUGACAGGAGAUCAGUGGAGACGAGUUGUUUCCUGCUGCUGAUGUGCCCGAAAAGCUGCUGACUCUGAUUUAAUGUUCUGCACAGCCGCCAUUAGCAGACACUCUGUUUCCUGUGGUAAUGGACUCUGUGAUGAUAUUCAUCUGUACAUAGUUUUAUAUGGAGGUUUUUCAGGUUGAUGCUGCUGGUUUUCAUGUUGGAUCCAUAUCGGAUCACUGACAUGAUGUUCACCUGGGAGGCUCGAACCAGUUGCAGCAGAGUCAUAAACAUGAUUCGGAUCUACGCUCCGGGAAAUGAAGCUCAGAGCAAAGGUCCAAUGUCUGAGAUUUGAGCCCACCAGAGCUAAACGACCACUUUGUGGCACUCUGUCACAGAAUAUUGGAAGGUUCUGAUGGGUUGGUUGGAUCAGCAGGAAGAGGUUCAGAUGAUCAAACUGCAGCUUCUGUUUGGAGGUACCUUUUUAUUUAAGAAAACUUAAACAGGAAGUUAACAUCUCCACAAUGGGGAUUGUCUGAAGUAUAGAAAUGUGACGGACAUUCAGUUGGAUGGUUCCUGCUGCAGCAUGAAAAACGGCUCUGCACUUCGAAGGUGAAACUUGCGGUUGGUUCUCAUGUUUUUAGAUCAGAAAUUUUUUAUGUCGUGUAAAUAAAGGUUUUGUGUUUUCUGUGAUUUAAAGCUGAAUGUAAAAUAAUAAAGUUGCACAUUUUUAAA
Messenger RNA from Nothobranchius furzeri (turquoise killifish), 3684 nucleotides. Its product is annotated as SUN domain-containing protein 1. Gene Ontology annotation, cellular component: meiotic nuclear membrane microtubule tethering complex; nuclear envelope. NCBI's taxonomy places the organism in Eukaryota, Metazoa, Chordata, Actinopteri, Cyprinodontiformes, Nothobranchiidae. Gene Ontology annotation, molecular function: protein-membrane adaptor activity. The record is from RefSeq and is a predicted model, not a curated record.